AUCUGUCGGAAGCAGUAACAACAAUCUUUCUGCUCAGGCUCUGAGUCCGAGAGUCCGAAGAGCUGUCCGUCCUGUCUUGUGCGUUUUUGUCAUUUCGUACACGUUUCAAUACGAAAGUCGUUCGAAAUGGAAAUUUGCAUGGACGGAGACACAAGUAAUAAAAGAAAAAUUAUACAGAGCUUACGGGCUAAUGUCGACUUGGCUUGUCAAAUUGCCGAGGAAUUCACGAAACUGUACUACAAGUAUAUCGACAAACAGAGAAAUAUAAUCUCAAGAAUGUACAUGGACAACGCUAUUCUGAUGUGGAACGGAAAUGGCGUAGCCGGCAAAGAUAAUAUACAAACGUUCUGGACAGAUCUGCCAUCCUCAGAACAUACUAUUUAUACUCUUGAUGCUCAGCCAAUUAUACGUCCAGACGACGGUCAAUUAACGAUUCUGAUCAAGGUUAGCGGUCAAGUGAGGUACAAGGAGAGCUGCAAAAUGUUUAAUCAAACGUUCCUAAUUACAGCCGCGGAUGAUAAAUGGAAAAUCGUAAUCGACUGUUUUCGAACGGUCGACCUACCACAAUAACACGAGAUACUAUUAACUAUUGGGGACCUGAUAAGACUGCAAUAAGACUGCUUAUUAUAAUAAUUAUUACUGUGAUACAAUAGUUAAUAAAGGAUGACAGUUUGUAAGCUGUGAUAAUUUCCCAAAAAAAUGUUUAAACAUUAAAUAAUAUAUAAAUAUA
This is a messenger RNA of Wasmannia auropunctata (little fire ant), 730 nucleotides long. RefSeq names its product NTF2-related export protein-like. The transcript has 4 exons. Bases 127 to 570 code for a protein of 147 amino acids. The record is from RefSeq and is a predicted model, not a curated record. NCBI's taxonomy places the organism in Eukaryota, Metazoa, Arthropoda, Insecta, Hymenoptera, Formicidae. Gene Ontology annotation, cellular component: nuclear pore central transport channel. Gene Ontology annotation, biological process: protein import into nucleus.